Messenger RNA from Habropoda laboriosa, 3065 nucleotides. RefSeq lists its product as uncharacterized. The transcript has 6 exons. Gene Ontology annotation, cellular component: plasma membrane. The record is from RefSeq and is a predicted model, not a curated record. NCBI's taxonomy places the organism in Eukaryota, Metazoa, Arthropoda, Insecta, Hymenoptera, Apidae. Gene Ontology annotation, molecular function: protein binding. The coding region runs from base 46 to 2943 and encodes 965 amino acids.
CGAUUCGAACUACGCUUGCUGGUGUGAUGUUCGAUUCACUGACAGAUGAUUAUGGAAGUAGCUGAUGCUGGAGGCGGUCACCAACAGUUUCGUGUAACUGUUCUAGUUCCGUUGAUUUUUCUGUUUUGUUGGACGGAUUACGUGGCAGCUGGUGAUUGUGGUCUGGCUGAGUUAACUUGCCGGGACGGGCAUUGUGUACCGAUUGAUGCAUACUGCAAUGGGCAGGAUGAUUGCGGUGAUAACAGUGACGAGCCGCCUAUGUGUACACCCUGUAAUCGUACGUAUCAUGGACGCGAAGGACGUACGUACAAACUGGAUCUUCCGAGACCUGCUGAGGAACGUCUACCAUUUCUUUGCCAUUUAACGUUCACUGCUGCUGGACAAGGGUACGGGGAGUUGGUGCAACUUUUAUGGGAUGCGUUUAGCGUGGGCAGAGUAGAUCCAAACACUGAUAGUUUUGUUACAAGCUGUCCAGAAGGAUCUCUACAACUAGCAGAAUUAGGUAGGCAUUUCACAGGAGGUUCUUGGUGUGGUGUUGGAGAAGGAAAAGCUUCUUACUACAGUGAAACCAGUACUGUCACAGCAUCUAUACGACUGUUUCAUGCACCUUCAAGUGUACCAUUUGAGUUUCGUUUAAGAUACAGAUUCGUAGCACGUAAUGAAGCUGUUGCUAGAUUAGGGAAACCUGAACUUCCAAUUGAGAGGGGCUCUCCAGUACCUGGUACUUAUUGUUCUCGAAAUUUCUAUGAAUGUCACUUAAAACAAUGUAGGUUGCAGAGUCCAAAUUAUCCUGGAGAAUAUCCAAGAAAUGCCAGUUGUUUGAUAACAGUAAGACAGAAAGAGGUACCUACAUGCAAGCAUGCCAUGAUUUCUGUGAAAUCUACACCAACUGGUCCUGCUGGAAUGACCAUAGCCAAUAGUACUUUAAGUAUGUGGCAAGAUUGUCCUUCAGAAAAAGACCGCCUUAUCUUUCGCGAUGGUGUUAGAUCAGAGGAUCCAAUUUUAUUGGUAUAUUGUGGAGGACCUUUACCACGGAUCACUGCCAGAGGUUCAACAAUGCAAGUAGAAUUUCGAAGCUCUCCGAUAGCUAUUCCACUUGGUGCUUCUGCUUUAAGACUUGAACUGGAGAUUCAAGUAGUUUAUGUGGACUCUGAUGGACUUGAUUAUGCAAAGAAUCCCCAAGGCUGCCAUUUUGUCGUAAAUGAUACUAACAAAAGGAGCGGUGUAUUGAGAGCACCACUGCAUGCACUGCCACCAAAUUCCAGUUGUACCUGGAAUAUUGAAGGAUCCACUGGAGAUAGAGUGUGGAUUUAUUUUUCUUCCUACUCCCAGAGAGACUUGACAGGUAGUGUGGAAAACAAUGCCAGUUCUCAAUCAGAUGUACCUUGUGCAGUGAAGUUAAUUUUUUGGGAUGGUACCCCAACCACUGUACUUCCAAUGGCUACACUCUGUGAUGACACACCCAAGUUGUGUGCUCAUGCAGCUUUAAGAAAUGUUACCAGAAGUACAAGGCCAUGUACAGAGGAUGAAAGCUAUAUUACGGUGGCACCAUCUUUGACAUUAAAAAUGGAGACAUUAUUGGGUACUGCUCUUCAUACAGUUAAUUUCAAUGCACAGUAUGAGUUUAUUUCAACCAUUCAAGUUGGGGAGCCCUGGGGGGAUGGAGUUUGCAGCAGGGUGUGGCGCAAGGUUCGAAGCGGUGAGGUAACCUCACCACGUGAUGUUCGUCUCUUUGGACGGGGUGGAUCUCCGAAAUUAGAAUGCAGAUAUCGAAUUGAGGCUGGUGCGGACGAGAGAGUGCGACUGACAUUGCACAACGUCAGUUUCGGCGAGUCGACUGUGUGUACGAGCGAACCAGAUCCUCAUACAGGGCGACCACGUUGUGUUCAGGAUGUGGGUUCCAGAGAAGCCCAUUUAAUUUUAUAUGAAGCGCCUUGGCGGGACGUGAAGCUUCCCAGAGCUUGUCUAUGUGAUAAUACAUCUCAUCUUCCACUGACGCACAUUUCUUCAAGCAGAGCUUUGGAGAUCACCUUUUUAGUCGAUCAGCAAGCUCCGCAUGAAGAUUUUGAGACACUCUUUUUCUAUGCCAGCUUCGAGCUCGUUCGAGCACCUGAGUGUCCCAGAAAGCAAAGAGUACGAGGAGAAGGUGGCGAAUUAAGAUUUGUUGCUCCACCAUUGUCAAGACCAGACAUUUAUUGUGAGGGACUCCCGUGGUUGGUGGAAGCACGUGAAAAUAGAUCUCUUUUUGUUCUAACCUGGGGCUGGUUCCUUCCCCUUGAACCAGCGCCGAUAUCAGAAUUAAAUGAACAAUCCAAGUGCCCUACUUCCAAUAGAAUCCUCCUUUAUUCAGGCUGGCCACCUAGACUCUUGAAAGUAGUCUGUCCCGCAGAACCAGGUGCAAGAGAGUUCACCGUUCAUGUAUUUUCUGAGGAAUGGCUAGGAGGAACCGGAGAGGGUAAAUGGCCAGGACCACCGCGACCACCUGCGCUUUUGUUGGAUUUCGUAGCUAGGGAAUCUGGCCAGGCCGCUGCCUCCUGGCUUGAAAUUUCAAAGAGCAGGGCUGCACUGCGCAGACAAUUGCGAUUACCCGAGAGAGGAGUGGAAAACGAAACUUUAUCCCAUGGAGAUUGCCCUCAUAAAUGCCCUGAAUUAAGCGCUUGCAUCGCUGCGAGUCUGUGGUGCGAUGGAAGACCUCAUUGUCCGUCUGGGCAUGACGAGGCGAAUUGUGGCAACGGUGCAAAAUUGCUCGGAUUACUUCCUUCGGAAAUAUGGCUUGUGCUGGCAGGUGUCGCUGGAAUCAUCGCUGCAUUCGCGUGCUUCUUUGCUGUGCUCAUUAGCAGGUCAAAAACACGUACAAAAAGACUUCACUAUAAAGGUACAAAGAAAAGCAAUAGACCUAGACGAGCACCGACAGAAGAAACACUGCUUGGAGCAGCGUCCUGACAACAGCAACCCGGUUUCGUGGAGUACAUUCACGUGGACCGGGAAACGACCGUUUAGCAAUAUUUCUCUGUGCUUUACCGUCCACUAACUUAACAAUAUCCCCAGUGGUUGCUUGAUUGAAA